This is a messenger RNA of Erinaceus europaeus (western European hedgehog), 1040 nucleotides long. RefSeq names its product cysteine and glycine rich protein 3 (gene CSRP3). Gene Ontology annotation, cellular component: Z disc; cytoplasm; nucleus. Gene Ontology annotation, biological process: sarcomere organization; muscle tissue development; cardiac muscle contraction. The transcript is spliced from 6 exons. Lineage: Eukaryota; Metazoa; Chordata; Mammalia; Eulipotyphla; Erinaceidae. Bases 213 to 797 code for a protein of 194 amino acids. The record is from RefSeq and is a predicted model, not a curated record. Gene Ontology annotation, molecular function: actinin binding; structural constituent of muscle.
CUAUGCUGUGCCAUCUCUUUUACCUGAAUUAAGACAAGAGAAAAGGAGCAGUGUUUGAGAUGGGACACACUGAGAUGGGCAGCAUUGUGGCAAGAUCCCUCCAUCUGUCUCAGAGCCUGAAGGACCCUUAGAAGGGCUUCACAGCCUCCAGCCACCAUUCACUCCAGCUGAGCUGAACUUCACAAUUUGACCUUGGUCAGAAAGUCUUCGAGAUGCCAAACUGGGGUGGAGGAGCAAAAUGUGGAGCCUGCGAAAAGACGGUGUACCAUGCGGAAGAAAUUCAGUGCAAUGGAAGGAGUUUCCAUAAAACCUGUUUCCACUGCAUGGCCUGCAGGAAGGCUCUGGACAGCACCACGGUGGCUGCCCAUGAGUCAGAGAUCUACUGUAAGGUCUGCUACGGGCGCAGGUAUGGCCCCAAAGGCAUUGGGUUUGGACAGGGAGCUGGCUGCCUCAGCACGGACACGGGCGAGCACCUGGGCCUCCAGUUCCAACAGUCUCCAAAGGCAGCACGCUCAGCCACAAGCAGCAACCCUUCCAAGUUCACUGCCAAGUUUGGAGAAUCAGAGAAGUGCCCUCGGUGUGGGAAGUCGGUCUAUGCUGCUGAGAAGGUGAUGGGAGGUGGUAAGCCUUGGCAUAAGACCUGUUUCCGCUGUGCCAUCUGUGGAAAGAGUCUAGAGUCUACAAACGUCACUGACAAAGAUGGGGAACUUUACUGCAAAGUCUGCUAUGCCAAAAAUUUUGGCCCUACAGGGAUUGGGUUUGGAGGUCUUACACAACAAAUAGAGAAGAAAGAGUGAAAAUCACACCUCAGCUCUUUCAGCAGCCGAAGGCAUUUGCUGAGUGAUCCUGCUGCAAGGGAAACCUCUCCCCAAACACCAUCACCUCAUUUGUGUAGACAGUGUUUCUCUUCAGAAGUGAUUGCUGGCUUUGCCCACUGUGACAAGAGAACUUUGCAAGAAAAUUAUUAAGUCUAAUCUGUAACAAAUGCUGUACUGCUCACACACCUUGGGGUAGGAGUGGCAAUAAAUACUUUGGCGUUA